AUGAUUGCUAGUACAUUAACACGUACUUCAGUUAAUCCUCAUCAAUCAUAUUCAACAAUUAAAAAAGAAGCUGCAACACAAACAGAUGAAAUUUAUUAUCCAAGUGCAAAAGAUAUUGAUUUAAUUAUAACACAAAAUAAAAAAUUAUUAAAUGAAAAACUAUUAAAAGAAUAUCGUCCAAUAUUAACAUCUACAAGUUCAGGAAAAGGAUAUUGGCGACAACAAUUAGAUCAUAUUUGUGCUCAUUUAAAAACUUAUGCAGUUAAUCGACCAGAUUUUCAAUCAUUGAUUGGUGAACCACGUAUGGGUAAUAUGAUUCAUGCAACUGUACAUGAAAAUGAAUAUCAAGUAACUAUACAAACAGUAUUUCGUAAACCAGAAAAUCUUUCACAAUCACCAUUUUUUAUUAAUGAAACAAAUGAAUAUUAUCCAAUAAAUAGUGAACGAAGUUCACCAUAUUCAAAUACAAUUUAUUCUGAUAAAGUUCAACGUUUAAUAAAAGAAAAAGCUGAUGUUAAUAUUAAAAAUAAAGAAGGUUAUACGAUUCUACAAUUGGCUAUAUGCAAUGGAUAUUAUGAAUGUUUAGAAACACUUAUCAUAGAUGGAAAAGCUAAAUUAGAUAAAAAAGGACCGCGAGGUAAUACAGCAUUACAUGAAUGUUGUUUAUUAGGACUUGAUGGUGCUGAACCAUUAAGAAUUCUUCUCAAACAUGGAUGUGAUGCAUCUUGGUUAAAUGAUAAAAAUGAAAGUGAUAUUGAUAUAGCAGCAAAACAAAAUUGUCCAGAAUUAUUACAAGCUUUUUCUAAAUAUCAAAGUGAAAAAAUGCUUAAACAACAUAUGAAAAAUUCUUAUGAUGAUCAUACAAGAAUAAAAACUAUUCAUGGUCAUCAUUCAUCAGAAAAAUUAUAA
Molecule: messenger RNA, 909 nt
Organism: Rotaria sp. Silwood1
Lineage: Eukaryota; Metazoa; Rotifera; Eurotatoria; Philodinida; Philodinidae
Source: the annotation of a GenBank genome assembly